AUGGAUCAUAUACCGUCGUUGCCCAAGUCCAUCAAGGGGAACACCGAACUGCUCAUUUGGGUCGACCUUUUCUCGGGAUAUGUGAUUGCAAAGGCUAGCUCCUCUCGGACGGCACAAACAAUAGCGGAGAAUUACGAAGAAUGUGUGUUUCGACGCUUCCGGAGCUAG
Molecule: messenger RNA, 168 nt
Organism: Peronospora matthiolae
Lineage: Eukaryota; Oomycota; Peronosporomycetes; Peronosporales; Peronosporaceae
Source: the annotation of a GenBank genome assembly